AUGGCCAAGCCCACAAAGGCCAAGAAACCAAGAGGAAGGCCAAAGAAGAAGGCGGCAGCAGUUGAACAAGACGUACCUUUGGCAGAUUCCCUACCAGCUCCACCUGGGGCCGUCGAGUCUGUCACAAAACCCAAAAAGAAGCGCGGCAGGCCACGAAAAUCCGAUGCUAACGAGGAGAGUCCCAACAUUGGCCAGUCACUGUCGACCAACGAUGCUUCGUUAUCUGAGGAUGCUGUGCAGCCAGAAAAGAGGGUCAAGAUAGAGAUUGAGGAGACUGAGACCAAAGACGAUCUCGCGGAAGAAGACGAGGCCCAGGUUUCGACCAAGGGUUCAGAGAGUCCCGCAUUGAAAGAAACUGACCCUAAUCUGUCCACACGUUCCAUAUCCAGUAUUGACGAUAAUACGGCAUCUAAGAAUCCAGAUACUCCUCGUACAGCAAAGCAGGAGGAAAAACCAGAGAGAUCAACAAUAAGCAGCAGAGGCUCGACACCGUCUAAGGGAUUGUCAUCAAUCAUCAACAAACCUGUGUAUCGUGUUGGAUUGAGCAAAAAGUCGAGGAUUGCGCCUUUGUUGAAAUGCUUGCGUAAGGAGUGA
Molecule: messenger RNA, 594 nt
Organism: Fusarium graminearum PH-1
Lineage: Eukaryota; Fungi; Ascomycota; Sordariomycetes; Hypocreales; Nectriaceae
Exons: 1
Coding region: 1-594 (197 amino acids)
Molecular function (GO): DNA binding
Source: RefSeq, a predicted model, not a curated record